GUUGUUACCGGAAGUUGGAGGGGUGGUUCCAGCUGAUCCUCACAACAGAACCGAAGACAGCGGAACGGUGCCCGCUGGCACCUCGCCUUUGCCGGGGUUGAAAAGAGAACAACGCGGCCCUCCCAGACAGUCGCUCCUUCCGGUCCGUAGCUCGGGCCCAGUCUGUCAUGGUCCCAGCGCGGAGAUGGCGUCUGUACCGGGCUCGUGUGAGGAGGACCCCGCCGAACUGGACGGCUCUCUGCAGCAGAUGCUCAAGGCCAUCGCCGACGAGCGGAACCGACUGAACAUCCGGCAGGAGAUGAGCGGACUGGGUCAGACGCUUCCGCCGAUGCUAACGGAUCGUUUAGUGUCCUUGGCGCUACGAUGCUAGCGUAGCUGUUGCUUUAAGGAUGACCGGAUCGUGUUCUGGACGUGGAUGUUCUCCACCUACUUCAUGGAGAAGUGGGCUCUCCAGCAGGACGACAUGCUCUUCUACGUGCGCAGGAAGUUGGCCUACGUGGGCGCCGACAACACUGAGGGCAAGAAGGUGGAGGUGGAAGUCUACAGGAGAGACUCCAAGAAGCUUCCGGGCCUCGGAGAUCCGGACAUCGACUGGGAGGAGAGCGUCUACCUCAACCUUAUCCUGCAGAAGCUGGACUACGUGGUGACGUGCGCCGUGUGCACGCGCUCAGACGCGGGUGACAUCCACAUCCACAAGAAGAAAUGCCAGGAAGUGUUUGCCUCGCCCAGCAAACACGCUAUGGACAGCAAGGGGGAGGAGUCAAAGAUGAGCUACCCCAACAUCUUCUUCAUGAUCGACAACUUUGAGGAGGUGUUCAGCGACAUGACGGUGGGGGAGGGGGAGAUGGUGUGCGUGGAGCUGGUGGCCAGCGACAAGAGCAACACCUUCCAGGGCGUCAUCUUCCAGGGCUCCAUCCGCUACGAGGCGCUCAAGAAAGUCUACGACAACCGGGUGAGCAUGGCCGCCAAGAUGGCCCAGCGCAUGUCGUUUGGCUUCUACAAGUACAACAACAUGGAGUUCGUGAGGAUGAAGGGGCCGCAGGGCAAAGGUCACGCCGAGAUGGCCGUCAGCAGGGUGCCCACCGGCGACACCUCCCCCUGCGGCACGGAGGACGAGCAUGUGACGCCGGUGCACGAGCGGGUGACGUCGUUCAGCACGCCCCCCACCCCUGAGAGGAACCGCCCCGCCUUCUUCUCGCCGUCGCUCAGGCGUAAGAUUCCUCGCCACAGGAUGGCCGAGAUGAAGAAGUCCCACUCCGCCAACGACAGCGAGGAAUUCUUCCGGGAGGAGGAAGACGAAGACCUCCACAGCGCCACCAAUCUGCGGUCACGCUCGCUGUCAGGGACGGGUCGUUCUCUGGUGGGGUCUUGGCUGAAACUGAACCGCAGCGAUGACUACUUCCUGCUCUACUCCCACCUGACCUACGUCACCUUGCCUUUGCACCGCAUCACCACAGACAUCUUGGAGGUGCGCCAGAAGCCCAUCCUGAUGGCGUAGCGGCGCCUUCUCGUCGUCAGCAAAGUGCCUCCCCCCCCCGCAUCACGCCAUUCGGGGUCCCGCCCCGGACCGGCCGCCACCAGAACCGCAAACCAGCUGUCCAAGAAGUGCCUCCUCGUCUUCUUGACGUUCCUGCCGCUCAUCACCACGGAUACGGCGCCAGGAUCACAUGACCUCAGCGCGACAAGGCGGCGGGCUCGGACAGGAAGUGACACGCUGUAAAUAUUGUGCUGCACCUGACGUAGUUAGCGGGGUCACGACCUUCCGCAGACCCGAUGAUGCUGAAAAGGGAAGACGGAGCUUUGGCCAAGCAGGGAGGGGCGGCAGACACGCCGCCACUUCCUGUUUGCACGUCGUCACGGCAACACACGCAGACUUGGGAUGAGUUUUGCUACACGAGCGUCACAAUUUAUUCUUCUUACUCAAACACUGAAAGUAAAGUCCGAGAGCAGAAAACCUCUGGUUUCGUUUUAUUCCCGCAG
Doryrhamphus excisus (bluestripe pipefish) is the source of this 1980-nucleotide messenger RNA. NCBI's taxonomy places the organism in Eukaryota, Metazoa, Chordata, Actinopteri, Syngnathiformes, Syngnathidae. The record is from RefSeq and is a predicted model, not a curated record.